CGUUGGACAGUAAGAUUCCUGCGCUUGAUACAGUAACAGCAUGCCUACCAACAGGAAAGUCUCUCCCAUCGGACGAUGGAUGAAGGAUAACUUGAUACUCAUUCUGACUACCGCAGGGGCAGUCUGCGGAUUCGCUGUGGGAUUUGGUAUCCGAGAGGGGAACCCGUCUCCAGACCUGUUGACAUGGAUAGGUUUACCGGGGGAGCUGUUCAUCAGGAUGUUAAAGUUGAUGAUAAUACCUCUUAUAGUCAGCAGCAUGAUUGCCGCCACUGCUUCUCUGAACCCCAAGUCUAAUGGUCGGAUAAGUCUCGUGUCGAUUACGUUCAUCGUCGCCACUAAUAGCCUGUCCUCUGUCGUCGGCGUUGUCCUUGCUCUCAUCAUGAAACCAGGGCACGGAGUACAGUCAGGUGAUACAGACACCACAGACACAGCUACUAUAGAAACAUCAGAUAUAUUUGCAGAUUUACUCCGGAAUAUAAUGCCGGACAAUAUAGUGGACAUGGCUUUCCAACAAUCACUUACACAGAAUGACGUCACUUAUGAAACAUUCACAAGGAACACAACUAAUGGGACAGUCAACGAGACUGUGAGGAAAAUAACCAAAACUGUAGGGAAGACCCCAGGUACCAAUGUUCUCGGUAUGAUAGUGACAUGCAUGCUGUUGGGAUUAGCUAUCAACAAGGCAAAAGGAAAGGGCAAGCCAGUACUGAAAUUCUUUACAUCACUGACCGAUAUCAUUAUGAUAAUACUACAAUGGUUGUUAUGGUCCACUCCCCUGGGUGUCUUAAGCCUGAUCGCUGUUUCCACAGCUACCGUGAAGGACCUCGAUCAGAAUUUCCGAGCUCUGGGAAAGCUGGUCGGGCUUGUAGUUAUAGGAAUCAUCAUACACCAGUUUAUCAUAAUGCCGAUCAUAUUUUUUGUGACAACUCGACGGAAUCCUUAUAAGUUUGCGUUACAAAUCAUUAAAGCUUGGAUGAUCGUCUUUGCUACAACGAGUCCUGCCGUUGCUAUCCCUGAGAUCCUGUCUGCGUGUGAGAGUCACCAGAAAGUAGACAGGAGGGUCAGUAGGUUUGUCGUGCCAUUGUCAGUGACUAUCAGUGCCAACGGAAGUGCCCUGUUCAUCACAUCGGCUGCCAUAUUCUCAGGCAAUAUCACGGGAAUUAGUCUGAAUGUUGGUGACAUUAUCAUUAUUAGUAUUUUGACCGCCAUCUGCGUCAUGGCGUUACCCAGCAUACCGAGUUCUGGAAUCGUUACCUUGGUGAUGAUACUAACCUCCAUGAACAUCCCGCCGGAUUCUAUUUCUCUCCUGUUCGCGGUUGACUGGUUUUUAGACCGGGUACGAUCGUCAAGUAACCUCGUGAGCCAUGCACACUGUGCAGUUGUGACGUAUCAUUUCUGUAGGAACGCUCUGGAGCAGUCCGAUAUAAUACAGGACAUCGGAAAAGACAAUGACAACACAGAGUUGGAAGUUUAGACAUUUUGUUAAUUAUCGUCAAAUCAGUAAAUAUAUCGUGGAAGAAGGUCUUUUCUUCGAUACAAAGGUUUAUACUAAGUUUUGAUAAUCACCUACUAGUGAUUUGAUAUGUUAUUUUGCGUGGUUCUAGAGUUCACCAUCAAAUACCUGGAUGUCAACUGGAAUAUCAAUAUAAGUUAAAUCAAGUUAAAUAUAAUUAUUUUGUAAGAAAACAGAUGUUGAUACUACUUGUUCAUUAUAGUUGUAAAUAGGUUUUAAUGGCAUUUAUUUAUGGAUUAAACGAGUUAAUAACAAGUUCUAUUGAUGUAAACACCAAAAACUGAAGUGCUCCCAGAAUAAGCCGUGUAGAGGUUUGUGUAUUAGAAUCACUUUAGUUUUCGGUUAAUACGUCGAUAAAUCAAUCCAUUCUCUCGUUCAAUCCUUGUGGUUUUAUUACAAAUCUGAAAAGAAAACAUUCAAUAACGAAAUAUGUUUUGAAUCACAACAGCAAGUGUACUUUUGGUAAAAUGAUUUUGACGUUUUCACAGGCCACGUUUUAAAAUCUCCUCGCUUCAAGGAAGCUCAUAUCUUUAUGUAACCGCGAAAUGAAUACAGCAUCUAUAAUUUGAUGUUUUACUUCAAUACUUUGCUGACCUCUUUACUCUUUGUGUUGUUCAUCUGAGGUUCCCAUGGUAUUAAUGACGUCAUAUGCACUGUUUCUGUAACCCUAUUGGACAUCAUUGGUAACCCAAUUGGCCAUCAUUGGUAACCCAAUUGGACAUCAUUGGAAACCCAAUUAGACCUCAAUGGUAACCCAAUUGAACAUCAUUGGUAACCCAGUUGGAAAUCAUUGGUGACCAAGUUGGACACCAUUGGUAACCAAGUUGGAAAUCAUUGUUAACCGGACGCUAUAAAUAUCUCAUUGUCUGGAUAAACAUGUAUAUGUAAAUCGUUUCGGUUUAUAUUCUUCUUGAGACUGCUUAUUGCGGAUAGCUUUUUCCUGGUGCCAAGAGAAACGUUAGAUGAUUUCAUCGAAGAAAUUAACAGAGCAGGCCAUAAAGUAAAAUUGACCAUGUCAAUGUUCAACAGAAGACUUCCAGAAAUCCAUUUCUGUUCUGAUGACUAACCUGAGCAGGCCAUCAAGUAAAAUUGACCAUGUCAAUGUUCAACAGAACACUUCCAGAAAUCUAUUUCUGUUCCGGUGUCAUCGCUCUGAUUUGAACAUGGUAUUAUUCUUGAUGUGUGCCAUCGAUGAUGCAUACAACGCUUAACCUUCAAGAACACCUUUUGUCUUGGUACUUUUUCGACGGUCUCCUUGAACAUUUACAUUUUGUUCGCAUUUUGCUUUUGCAAAUAACCAGACAUCUUCAGUGUCCAUUAGAUUGGAACACCCCUGACUCUACCUGGGCUAACUUUUUUCGUCUCCUUCGAUGUUGGGGUCUCGAUAGUCCUCUUAGUAGAAACAUCUAAGAACGCAUCCCCGGUUGUACGGUAAGAUAAUCAGACAUAUUCUCUCCAAUUUCCUGAACGUAUUUUCAGGUAAAUGGUACAUGUUGGUAUUUAUAUAGAUCGUGGCUGUCAGACUUCUGGAUAUAUAGUAUUAACAGUAUAAGUGUGAUAGAAUGAAUGUUUUGAUAUAAAGCAAACUUGUCAUGCGGCUUCACGUGCCUCUACUGUUGUACAUAACGUAUUGCUGAAAUAAACGAUUAACACAGCACCAAUACGAACUAA
Pecten maximus is the source of this 3184-nucleotide messenger RNA. RefSeq names its product excitatory amino acid transporter-like. The transcript has 10 exons. The record is from RefSeq and is a predicted model, not a curated record. Lineage: Eukaryota; Metazoa; Mollusca; Bivalvia; Pectinida; Pectinidae. The coding region runs from base 41 to 1474 and encodes 477 amino acids. Gene Ontology annotation, biological process: L-glutamate transmembrane transport. Gene Ontology annotation, cellular component: plasma membrane. Gene Ontology annotation, molecular function: L-glutamate transmembrane transporter activity; glutamate:sodium symporter activity; neutral L-amino acid transmembrane transporter activity.